Molecule: messenger RNA, 4749 nt
Organism: Apus apus (common swift)
Lineage: Eukaryota; Metazoa; Chordata; Aves; Apodiformes; Apodidae
Gene: PCGF6
Product: polycomb group ring finger 6
Exons: 10
Coding region: 208-1215 (335 amino acids)
Biological process (GO): regulation of transcription by RNA polymerase II
Cellular component (GO): PRC1 complex
Source: RefSeq, a predicted model, not a curated record
GCGCCGAUUGCAAACGCAGGGCGGGAAAGCUGCGGGCUCCCGGGGGCACCGCCGGCCGGCUCCCGGCGCACGCGCAGUGGCGGGCACGGCCACCCGAGCUGCCGCUCCCGCCCCGCCUCGCGCAGCCGCCACGCAGGCUCCCGGCCGGGCCCCCCGCAGCCGGCCCCGCGUCUGCCCCGCUUCCCGCCCCCGCCCCGAGCUGCGGACAUGGAGGUGGACGUUGGCUCCGGGGUCUCGGGGCUGCCGGGCGGGGAUGGAGCAGGCGCGGGCCCGGCCGGCGAGGAGCCGGAGAUGGAGGGGGCUCCCGGCUGCUCGGGGUCCCGCUCCCUCCCCUUCGAGUUCGAGCGGAGCCGCUCGGAGUCCAGCGGGGAGGAGGAGGACGACGAAGACGAUGAAGAGGAGGAAAUGGAGGAAGAGGAGCUGGAGGGGGAGCCCGGGGCCAGGUUCGGGACGGACGACGGGGAGCUGGACUCGGACGACGACCGGGAGCGUAUGAUAAACCUCGCAGAGUUGACCCCUUACAUCCUGUGUUCCAUCUGCAAAGGUUACUUUAUUGAUGCUACAACUAUUACAGAAUGUCUGCACACCUUUUGCAAAAGUUGCAUAGUGAGACACUUCUACUACAGCAACAGAUGUCCCAAAUGCAAUAUUGUUGUGCAUCAGACACAGCCCCUUUAUAAUAUCAGACUGGACCGGCAAUUGCAAGACAUAGUCUAUAAAUUAGUUGUCAGUUUGGAGGAAAGAGAGAAAAAACAAAUGCAUGAGUUCUAUAAAGAAAGAGGAUUAGAAGUGCCCAAACCAGCUGUCCCACAGCCAGUUCGAGUGAGCAGAGGAAGACCUCGAAAAGUUCUGGGCUCAGUGUUCCGGAUCCCCCCAGAACUUGACAUCUCCAUACUUCUGGAGUUCAUUGGAGCUAACGAAGGCACAGGGAAUUUUAAGCCUUUGGAAAAGAAGUUUGUGCGUGUUUCAGGAGAGGCAACAAUUGGACAUGUGGAGAAAUUCCUCAGAAGAAAAAUGGAUCUGGACCCUACUUGUCAGAUAGACAUAAUAUGUGGUGAUCACCUGCUUGAACACUACCAGACACUGAGGGAAAUUCGUCAAGCCAUAGGAGACAGUGCAGUACAGAAAUCAAGAGGAUGCAUUUCUAGGAUUGAAAAGCCUUGGAAAAUUAAAUUAUCCAGAAAGAAAAAAGAAAUACUAAUAGGUCAAGCCUAAAAAUUUUAAGGGUUGUUUCUUUUUUUACCGAGACCUUAAAUUUUAUGAGGGACAUAAUUGUCCCAGCCCAGUGAGACUACAACUACCAAGGAACAUUGAAUGGAUUUUACAUUAAGUUCCAGGGGCAUCUUAAGCCUUUCCAAACCAGUGCUGGAGCUUAGAAGGCCCUUAACAGCACUCACUAGGAUGCUGAAACGCUCUUCAAAACUGCUUUUGCCAUCUAAAUUCACGUUCAUUAUGUAUUCUUUAUGCUAAGAAAAUAGGUUCAGUAGCUACUUAUGCAAUACAAAAUAAAGACAUAAACACUGGGUUGUUGGUUUUUUUAGACCAGUUAGAGGAGAAACAUAACUGCUCUUUUGAAUUGCAUUUUUCACUUGCAAGUUCAUUAAUACCAACAGUUACUCUUUUUGCUGAGAAAAGUUAUUUUAAAAUUGCAGCUAAAUUUCUCUUUGCCAAAGGCAUUAAUUUCGACACACAUUCUUUGGCAACAUUUACAUUGGAAGCUUCUUCCAACACAAUACAGCAUAACAUAUACUUUGUGGAUUUUUUUUUUUUUUCUGGGCCAUAAUCACAGUAACUUUUUAGGGGCUUUUACUCCUGAAUGAUCCUUAAACGCUCAAGAUUUUUUAGUGAAGAUUUUAGGUGUUGUGGUUUUUUUUUUCCUAUUAAGUAACAAGGAGAGCCUCAGUAAAUCAAACUCUCUAUAGGUGCAAGAUAGCGGGGUUUUACCUGUUAAUAAUAACUGUGCUUUCCCAACAAGUAUGGGAAGAUCAAGUGGGAUCUGAUGGUAAAAUGUUUGUGAUGCUGGCCCCAUAGAAACCUGCCUUAAGUGGAGUAAAUAGGUAACUAAUGUUAGUGGUUGAAUGUAAGCAAUUAACAUGUUAGUUCCUGAGCAGUUGAUAGCAGGCUAAAAAAAAUAUCAGGAAUAAGUCUUAAUCUUGUAGGUCUCAAGGUACUGUAAUGUUUUUGAAAUUGUGUGAUUGGUUGAUUCUUUCUAACUAGCUGGAGAUAGGCUUUCUAGCUCUGGUGAGGGCAAAAACAAAAAAUUUCUGCACAGAAUUUAAAUAAAAAGCAGCGACUUUGCUUAAUUUUUAAAACCAUGUAAAACUUGUGGAAUUUACUGUAAGGAGAGAAAUUUUUUAAAGGCUCUAUUUUGUUACCAGGCAUUGAGAUAUGCCUAUAAUUAAGAGUUUGAUCAAGCAGCUGAGGAAGGAAGCUUGUAAUUAACUAUAUGAGAAUAUAAUUUCUUCCUUGUAUCACCUUCUUCCCGUCUGCUGCACAAAUGCAACAUGAUCUCGGCUGCUAGUUAUUUUUACUUGUCUGAAACUGGCCUUCUCUGCAUCACUGGUGGAUAUAAUGAGCUCGCACAUGGGAAAAACUAAACAGAGUAGCUUCCUUUGUGUCCCUGGCCCUUGACACAGGGGUCUUGCAGAUUAUAAUGGUCUCUUUGUGGCUCUCACCUUUUUGUAACCCAGUGCCGCUGUAUUUUUUGGUCUCUCCUGAGCUAGGCAGUAAGAGCUGCCAUCUAAUUUAAUUACUCUGACCUAGCACACAUCUACAGUGGAAGUGCUUUACUAUUGAAUUUGUAAAGUGGGGCACUUUAUGUUGUUGCUAUUCUUAUAACAUAAAAAGGUAUAUAUACUAUGAUGUUUCUGUCAGUUCCACUCUGAAGUUUAUAGCUGGGUGUAACAGGUGGAAUCCUUUCAGGUUUUUUAGGUCAAGGUCACAAGUGUGUGGUAAAGAGCACUGGAGAGUUUUGCUGUAAAAAAGGAUCAUAUUUUCUUUUGCUUUUUUUUGGGGCAUGCCUGAGUUAGCCUGAUUUGAGAUUUGUAAUAAGCAGUGAGAGCUCAUUCUCUGUUUGGAUUUACUUUUAAGAACAGUGUCCAGAUAAAGCAGCUGAACACAUACAAAAAUUAGUAAUACUUUAAAAGUUAAUAAUUACAGAGUAAGCAGUGAUAGCAUUGGGUUAACUCUCAGCUUUUCAUUGAAGAGAAGGAAUUGCAGUGGUUUUGGUCUUUGGUUUAACAGGGAUAUUUCCUGUGCAGGUAGACAAUUUCUUUAAAUGUCCCACUGCCAAAUGUACCAUUUGAGAACUUAUUCCUUAAAGAAAACAUUGUAGCAUUUUCUGUAGCAUAGGUCUCAAAAAAGGAACCUUGAAUAUGUCUUAUUUUCUCUAUUGAAGUAGCUAACAGGCACAAAGAGUAAGUAAACCUUUGUGAAGGUGUAACAGCAUACUGUGUGCCAAGAGGUUCAUAAGUAGCUUCAUAGUACCUGAUCAACCUAACAAGAAGUCAGGACAAUCAGGAGCUAUCGUCAUAGAAAAUAACUUCUCUUCCUAUAGGCAUUUUAAUAUGUUGUCCUUCUUUUCCAAUAUGACCCUUCUAUUUGGUUUGGACAGUUCUUAAAAAAAAUUACUGGAUCCACUUCUCUCAGUGCUUGUAUUUUCAUCCCUUUUUUCAGAUCUUCAAUCAGAUCUUAUAACUGACAUCACCAUGUCCAUUUGAAUCUUAUUACCUUUAUAUUUGACUUGUGGGUAACAGAAGUUUGUAGUUUCGAAAGUGGCAAGUUCAUAGAAUAGAAGUAAUCAGAAGACUCUUGAUACAAAGUUACUUAGGGCUCAAGGAUUUCCCAAGAAGGCUUUUGAAAUUGGAAAAUCAUAUUAAGAGGUAGCAUACUUGCUCUUUUCAUGUGUAUUUAUCUAGGCUUUCAUCCUGGGGCUAGGUAGUCCUUUGGUUUGCCCUCGUAUACGGCCGCUCCUAGGACCUUACUACUUUUUUUUUUUUUCAUUGGCUCCUUUUUUGGUGUUCUCUUCAUUUGACUUGGAAUAUUAAUCUUGUCUUUAAGUAAAUUACUAAAUCUGUAACCAGAAGCAGAGUUUCAGGUCUUACUAAAUGAACAUAUUGGCUAAACCGAUCAAAGUAUUGCCGUUGCAGAUCUGUUCCCGUUUGUUAUAAAUCUAUUUUCUUUCACUGUCACAUUUGAAAAUUCCCAAUAGUUUGUCCACUUUCUUUUUCCCUUGAAAGUAACAUACUGCACUACUUUUUUUUCCCCCAGAACACUGGCUUUGUUUCUGAUGGCACCCUUUGGGUGCCAGACAAAGAAACUUUGAGGCAGAAGAGAGAGUAAAAUACGUAUACACAUUAGCAAUUAGGGUUGUUUUCUGCUGUGGAGGAGCUUUGUGGCAUUAAAGGCAAAAUUACUUUUUCUAAUAGGAGGUCAUCUUCCAGACAGAACAUAAAGGUGUUGAUGGGCACUUUCUGAAAAGAAUUCCCAAGGGAGGAAAAGGAGUAUGUUAUGGAGCUGUGGAAAAACACUGUGUCUUUUUGAGACCAAUUUCUUAAUUUUACAUUUCCUCCAAUGAAAAAUGGGUCAGAUUUUUUUAAGUAGUUGAGGCUACACCAACGAGUCAACAGCAUUUUUACAUAGAUAACACAUUAUUGUUAAAAAAAGAAUUCUUCCAAAGCACUGUGUUUAGACUAAUAUAAUACUUUUACUGUUACAGUAUUAUAAUAAAGAACCUAUAUAGUGGUGACA